Messenger RNA from Pseudoliparis swirei, 1766 nucleotides. It is a transcript of the gene thyn1, whose product is annotated as thymocyte nuclear protein 1. Bases 893 to 1555 code for a protein of 220 amino acids. Gene Ontology annotation, cellular component: nucleus. The transcript is spliced from 8 exons. NCBI's taxonomy places the organism in Eukaryota, Metazoa, Chordata, Actinopteri, Perciformes, Liparidae. The record is from RefSeq and is a predicted model, not a curated record.
CUGUCUGUGUGUGUGUGUGUGUGUGUGUGUGUGUCGUUGCUUUGUAAAACUAGAAUGGGCACUCUGUAGAGCGCAUACCUUCGCAUAUCACAAGAUUGGGCAUUGAAUUAUGAACAUGUUGGCAUUAGUUGCAUGCCAAUUGGACAAAAAUGUAUCGUGCUAUGGUAAAAAAAAGAUGUUAACCUUUCCAUGACCUUGACCUUGACCUUGGACCCGAUUGAUCCCAAAAUCUAAUCAAAUGGUCCCCGGAUAAUAACCAAUCAUCCCACCAAAUGUCAUGCAAUUCAAGAGGAUUUUGACCUGUUCAUGACCUUUGACCUUGAACUUUGACCCGAUCGAUCCCAAAAUCUAAUCAACUGGUCCCCGGAUAAUAAACAAUCAUCCCACCAAAUUUCAUGCGAUUCGGUUCAAUACUUUUUGAGUUCUGCGAAAGAUUUUGACCUGUUCAUGACCUUUGACCCGAUCGAUCCCAAAAUCUAAUCAACUGGUCCCCGGAUAAUAAACAAUCAUCCCACCAAAUUUCAUGCGAUUCAAUACUUUUUGAGUUUUGCGAAUAACACGCAUACAAAUGAAUAAAUACAUAAAUAAAUACAUAAAUAAAUACACGGCGAUCAAAACAUAACCUUCCGGCAUUUUCAAUGCAAAGGUAAAUAUGAAAUAAUUAAAAUCAGGAUUGCUCAUAUUCACACAUCAUACAGCUUGCCUGAAGAAAAGGGGCGUUGCUAAACUAAUCAAUCACUGCUAACAGCGUCACAGGGACAUGUCAUAAUCCACUGGAUGGGCCGUGUGCCUUAUCUUUAUCUUUAUCUUGCCGUGUCCCAAGUCAAAAGAAGCCCGUGUGGGUGUUGCUGUGUUGCAGAGCAGAACUUUGUGUCGUCAUCGACCGUGAGAGAUGCCUCCAAAGACGAGGGCCAGCGCGAGUAAAAGAACUGUGAGUUCAGGCAACGACGACGACGGGGAAACGGCUGGCGGGAAGAGGAAAGCUGCAGCUCCUGUUGAGUCUGGAAAAAAUAAGGAGAGCUCAGAAUCUCCCCAGUCCUGUCGCUGGCUGAUGAAGUCUGAGCCAGAGAGCCGCUUUGAGAAUGGCAUCGACGUCAAGUUUGGGAUCGAGGAUCUGAAGGCUCUGCCUGGGCAGACUAGUUGCUGGGAUGGCGUCCGCAAUUAUCAGGCUCGCAAUUUUAUGAGACAGAUGAAAGACGGGCAGUUGGCUUUCUUUUACCACAGCAACUGCAAGGAACCGGGGAUAGCGGGAAUCAUGGCAAUUGUGAAGGAAGCGUACGUGGACCACACGCAGUUUGACAAGAAAGAUGUCCAUUUCGAUGCAAAGAGCAAACCGGACAACCCCAAAUGGAGCAUGGUCGAUGUGAAGUAUCAAAGGACGACGAAGCGUUUUCUUCCUCUGUCUGAGCUGAAAAAGUACCACGUGCAGCAUCGCGCCAAGGGAGGGCCUCUGAAGGAAAUGGCACUUUUCACAAGGGCCCGGCUCUCUGUGCAACCUCUGACCCCUGAGGAGUUUGACUUUGUCCUGAGAUUGGAAGAUGAAGAGCCUUUGUGACGAUUUGAACCAGAUGAUUGUUUUCUAUCUCGACACUGAAAUCAUAAAGCAGUGACCUUGUUCACAGAUAUUAAAUGUGCUUUUGUCAAAUAUUGGCUCACAUCCACUUUCUCACCUCCAUCUCUGAACGAUACAGAGCGAGCUUGUUCGACACCGGGUGUUUGUUUGACAAAUUCGAGCUUUGUGUAAUAAAAAAAUGUUUUUUAUAGAA